Messenger RNA from Suncus etruscus (white-toothed pygmy shrew), 2848 nucleotides. It is a transcript of the gene CMPK1, whose product is annotated as cytidine/uridine monophosphate kinase 1. Lineage: Eukaryota; Metazoa; Chordata; Mammalia; Eulipotyphla; Soricidae. The record is from RefSeq and is a predicted model, not a curated record. The transcript is spliced from 6 exons. Gene Ontology annotation, molecular function: ATP binding; UMP kinase activity. The coding region runs from base 143 to 829 and encodes 228 amino acids. Gene Ontology annotation, biological process: 'de novo' pyrimidine nucleobase biosynthetic process; CDP biosynthetic process; UDP biosynthetic process. Gene Ontology annotation, cellular component: nucleus; cytoplasm.
CGGUCGCUGGGCAGCCACGGAGGAGGCGAGGAGGCGGGGUGAACCGGCUCGGCCCGCCCCUUCUCCCCGCCUCCCCCCACCCUCCCAGCCCGGGUCGCUGUCAGCUAGCUCCCUUCGCGUCCCGCCGCCGAGCCGCCCGUGUAUGCUGAGGCGUUGCGGGCGUCCGCUGCUGCACGUCCUGGGCCUGAGCUUCCCGCCGCUGACUGGCCGGCCGUUUGUCCUCUGUCCUCAUCGCCUCAUGAAGCCGCUGGUCGUAUUCGUCCUGGGCGGUCCGGGAGCCGGCAAGGGGACUCAGUGCGCCCGCAUUGUCGAGAAAUAUGGGUAUAUACACCUUUCUGCAGGAGAACUUCUUCGUGAUGAAAGGAAGAACCCAGAUUCACAAUAUGGUGAACUCAUUGAAAAGUAUAUUAAAGAUGGAAAGAUUGUACCAGUUGAGAUAACCAUCAGCUUAUUAAAGAGGGAAAUGGAUCAGACAAUGGCGGCCAAUGCUCAGAAAAAUAAAUUCUUGAUUGAUGGGUUUCCAAGAAAUCAAGAUAACCUUCAAGGUUGGAAUAAGACCAUGGAUGGAAAGGCAGAUGUAGCUUUUGUUCUGUUCUUUGACUGUAAUAAUGAGAUCUGUAUUGAAAGAUGUCUCGAGAGAGGAAAGAGUAGUGGUAGGAGUGAUGACAACAGAGAGAGCUUGGAAAAGAGAAUUCAGACUUAUCUUGAAUCAACAAGACCAAUUAUUGAUUUAUAUGAAGAAAUGGGGAAAGUCAAGAAGAUAGAUGCUUCUAAAUCUGUUGAUGAAGUUUUUGAUGAAGUUGUGAAGAUUUUUGACAAAGAAGGCUAAAUCUAAAUACAAAAGAAGUAUAGAAAUCAUGCUUGAAUAUUGCUUUGAUAGCUGCUAUUACAACCCUUUCCUAAGGCAAUUUUAAUCUUUCAUAAUUACAUCUCAGUUAUCAGUGGGAAAAUAUGUACUUAAGGAAAAUUACGUUCUUGUUCUUUUUAUUUUGUCCCUGGGGUAAGACAGUGAACUUUAUCUUAGCAAUGGUGCUCACAAAACAAAGAAGGAUAUUACUUAGUUCUUUGUUUUCAUCCAAAAAGAAUGUCCCUGUUAUAGGUUGUGCCUUCUGUGAGCAGUUUUUAGUAUGUGUAUGCAUCCCUCUAGUAAUUGCGACUAGAAUUAAGGAUUCCCCUUUUUCCUUGCAGGUUUUAAAUUUCCAUCCUGUUAAGUGAAUUUGUGGACCAAAUUCCAAAGAAAGGUUUUAUGUAGUCAGUUCUUACACUGUAUGUUUGGUAAACAAAUGUAGAAACUGAUUCCUAGACAUCUUUUAGUAUUUAUAAAACAACUGACUCUUUCCAUAGAAAGAUAAGAACAUUAGGCAUUGUUUUAUCACAGAGUUGUGGGAUGUGGCAUAUUCUUUGCUUCCCAGGGCUUGGCAUGGGACUUCAGAGGUUCAGAGCCUGGCAGACUUUUUAGCUUAAUACUGACAUAAAUCUGAGGGUAAGGUGCAAAGAGACUUCUUAUGAUAUGUAGUCCUUCUGCUCAUAUGUAGUGUUAUUUAUGAUUAGGCUGAUCAACAAAAAAUUUUCGCAGGGGAACCUUGAAAAGCAUGUACUAGAUUUAUGCUAAAAUAAUUCACUUAGUGUUUUUGAUAACACUUGUUUUUUUGUUUGUUUUCUAGAUUGAAUAGAUAAUUCAUAAAAAGAAAUUUAAUGGUUAAGUUUCCCUUUAUGUUUUAUUUUCUUGAAUAGUAAUUUUUCAGUUAUUUGUUUAAUAAGAUUUUAAAAUCAUUGCACUUUGGUAAAAAAAUAAAUAUAUCUUAUAAAUGUUUGAUUCCCUUCCUGGCUACUUUUAUUCAUUAACUUCUUGUGGGGGGCAUCAUGUUAAAGGUAUAAAUUAAAAAAAAAAAGACUAUUGAGUUCAAAGUAAUUUUCUCAAAUCUGCCUUUAAAAAUCUUUGAGAAAUUUGAUUCUCCUUUUUUUUUUUCUGUCAUUACUAAUGCAAAAUGGGACACAACAUUCUUAAUCUGAGAUUAAAAUACACUCAUUUUUAGCACUUAGCUCUCUUUGGUACACAGGGUUAAAUUAGGCAGGAAAUUUUAUCUUUGUGUAGUGAGAUUUUAUAUUUGAAGUCACUGGGGAUGGUGAGAAUGUUUUAUGAAUGUUGUAAUGAUCUGUUUGUUUCAGUAUAUGCUAUGAAAUUCACUCAUUAAUGGUAAAUUUUUCAACAUGCCUGCCAUUGGAGGACAAAGUAUCCAUAAAUACUGUAAUAUACUAAAAUUUGUAUGGAGAGUUUUUUGAAAGAGAUUGUAAUGAAUUCUUACCUAAGUAAUUCAGUCCAGCUAAUACAAAAAGACUGUACCGAUUGUUUAUUUAAAGAACUAUAGUCUGAAGUAAGGGUAAAGAGUGAGGUUUUUAAAAGUAUUCCUACUCAUAUAAGUGAAGAAAUCCAUCAGGAAGAGAUCUAAAUAUUUAUAUUGAAAUUGUAAAGCAGCAUUUUGGUUGUUAGAAGACUGCUGAGUCUAGGUGCUUUGUUUUCUUUCAUCAAGUAUCUCUGUGGCCUUUGAGAACAGAGUAUAAGAAACAUAGUCAUUACAAAAUUAUGAGGUUUUGCUUUUUGUUUGCUUCUUAAGUAGAAAAACAUGUUGGCAACUCUUUGGAGUUGAUUGCAAUAAAUCUGUCUCCACUAGUUUAGUUAUUCUGUUUGUUAAAGAUACAGUCACAGGAAGAUUUUGACAUUCUUGAAAGAUUCCAGUGGAAACCUUGCCUUUUUUUUUUUUUUUUUAAUUAACGUCAUUUCCAUUCAGUGUGUUGGAUGUGUAAUAAUUAUUCAGUAAAUAAUCCCAAUAAACUUUGUGUUCUAGUC